AUGACAGAACCCAGUGCUAUCAUAACAGAAGUUUCAGUUAGUUCCAAUUCCCAUUCCUGUUCCGUUUCAGGUGGUGAAGAAAUAGCAAUGAGUACAGAAGAGGCUUCAACGAAAAAUUCACAACCCCAAUUAGUGAAGUUGGGCAAAGCAUUCAAACUGGCUGAACAAUGGGUUAAUAGCAUGAGUAAAUCCUCGGUGGAUGGAAAAUCAACCGCAAUGGAAUUAGAGGGUCGACCUGCUAGGCUUGGAAUUGGUGCAACAGUUCCACGGGGGGCCAGAGUUGCAAAUUCAAGCGAUCCAGUCGAAAGAAAAUUGCUUGCCAAGUUGGAUGCUGAGAAAAGGAAAGCCGUGAAAAGAGCUGAAGAAUUUGCGCCAUCUUCAAAAGAUGGAAAUGUUGAUGAAGAUAGUGAAGACGAGUUGGAAAGUAAAACAAAAGCUUUUGCCAAGAAGAGACCACUAAAUAUAACGGCAUCUCUACAGCAGAAAAAGAAGCAUAAAUAG
Fraxinus pennsylvanica is the source of this 501-nucleotide messenger RNA. The record is from the annotation of a GenBank genome assembly. NCBI's taxonomy places the organism in Eukaryota, Viridiplantae, Streptophyta, Magnoliopsida, Lamiales, Oleaceae.